AUGGAGUGCUGGGACAGCCUUCGCAGCGUGUUUCAUCUGGCAGAAGCUGACCCCAGGUCGGUGUACUACGUUCUGCAAGCCUUAUCGUACCUCGCUGUCUACUCAGCAGUCCUCGUCGGAAGUGGCGUCUCAUUGUGGCGUCUGGGCAGCACUUUGAGCAAUUGCGCGCUGCGUCCGACUCUCGUACCCCACAGGCUGUUCUUCUUCGUGCUGCGACACCUCGGGUAUCCGUCGGGAUGCCUACUAAUCCCAUCUUUCUUGCUUGCAGCGGCAUAUCCUGAGUGCUUUGGAGCGAGGCUGUUGGCCGCUGUCUGCGCCACUACGUUCCACCUCAGCGAUUGCAGCCGGACCGGAGCUCACAACGGAUACCUGAUGCUGUGGAACGUGUGGGCGUUCUGCGUCCUCCCCGUGCGGCUCAGCCUCGGGCUUGCCUUCGGCGCCGCGACGUGGUUCAUUCUGUCGAGCGGCCUCUCGAAGCUCUGGGUUGGCGGCGCUGGCUGGUGCUACCCAGAGACCAUGCGCGAAGGACAAACAGCUGCACAGGCACACAUGUUCGGAGGUCCGCGCUGA
This is a messenger RNA of Prorocentrum cordatum, 570 nucleotides long. The record is from the annotation of a GenBank genome assembly. Lineage: Eukaryota; Dinophyceae; Prorocentrales; Prorocentraceae.